AUGUUUCCCAGGCCAGUUUGUAUUGAUGAUUUUGAAAAAUAUGCAAAAACAGUUCUUCAAAAGUCUAUCUAUGAUUACUACCGUUCUGGUGCUAAUGAUCAAGAAACUCUAGCUGAUAAUAUUGCAGCAUUUUCAAGAUGGAAACUAUAUCCUCGGGUUCUCCGGAACGUUGCUAAAGUAGACCUGACCACCUCUGUUUUAGGACAGAAGAUCAGCAUGCCUAUCUGUGUCGCAUCCACAGCCAUGCAACGAAUGGCUCAUGUGGAUGGGGAGCUUGCUACUGUAAGAGCAUGCUCUUCUGUGGGAACAGGUAUGAUGCUAAGCACCUGGGCUACAUCCUCCAUCGAAGAAGUCGCCCAGGCUGCCCCCGAUGGCACUCGCUGGCUGCAGCUCUAUGUGUAUAAGGACCGGGAAAUCUCUGAAAAGCUCGUCAAGAGGGCUGAGAGGAAUGGCUACAAGGGCAUAUUUCUGACUGUAGAUACCCCUUACCUGGGCAAUCGCUUUGAUGAUGUGCGCAACAGAUUCCAGUUACCACCACAUCUCAGUAUGAAAAAUUUUCAAGCCUAUGAUUUGGCCUUUUCUUCUAACGAGGAUUAUGGAGACAACAGUGGACUUGCACAGUAUGUCGCUAGUCGCAUUGAUUCAUCCAUUAACUGGGAGGAUAUUACCUGGCUGAAGAGAUUGACAACCCUUCCAAUUGUAGCCAAGGGCAUCCUCCGAGCUGAUGAUGCCAGGACAGCUGUGAAAUAUGGUGUCGAUGGCAUAUUGGUGUCCAAUCAUGGUGCUCGCCAACUGGAUGGAGUGCCUGCCACUAUUGACGUCUUGCCUGAAAUUGUAGAGGCUGUGGAAGGAAAGGUGGAGGUGUUCUUAGAUGGGGGCGUACGUAAAGGAACAGAUGUGCUGAAAGCCCUUGCUCUUGGGGCCAAAGCUGUAUUUUUGGGGAGACCCAUCAUCUGGGGAUUGGCUUAUCAGGGGGAGAAAGGAGUGAAGCAAGUUCUGGAAAUGCUGAAAGAAGAAUUCCAAUUGGCCAUGGCUCUUACUGGGUGCCGGAAUGUAAAAGACAUUGACAAGACAUUGGUGAGGACAAAUCUGUCGGUUGUUUCCAAGAUCUGACAGUGCACAUUAUUUUCUCAUCUGUAUUCUUUCUUUCAGCAUGUGUUUCUUGACAAAGAGACACUGUGCAGAGGGUGACUGUACUAUGUAAUUUUGAGCCACCAUACAAAGAACGUUGUUCUUCCCCAAGAAAAUAGAAACCCCUUUUAGUUCAUUGCUAUUGACUUUUCAAUGAGUGUCUCAGGAUCAUUUAAAAAAUUGCACUUGCAUCCUGUGAAUAUAUUAAUUGUUAGAAAAGAAAACAUUAAAAAUGAGUGUAAAUAACUUAAAUUCUCUGGAAAAAUAAAAAAAAUGUACUUUGGCAAAACUUGGGGUACCUGCUACUAACAAACAGAUAGUCACUUAAGCAAAUUUGUGGAGACAGCCUAAAAUCGUGUCCCCUAAGACUGAGGUGAUGACCUUAGGGGCUGAAUUGAAGUCAGGAGUGUGAAACUUAUUUGAUGAAUAAAAACCAUGCUUAAAACAUUAUUUGGAAUGUCAGAUAAUAAUAUAAAAUAAGUAGUUUGCCUAUUUCACCAACUGAAUCUCCCGCUCGUCCAUAGCCCACCUCUCUUUUGUCCUUUUUGGGCUCUAAAGAACUUUAUGACCCUAAUUCUUUUGAUCUUUCCUGAUGACUUCUCUAUUUUUGUUAUUUUCUUACUUUCCAAAUCAUGUUAUUAUUACAGUCUUGGGGAAUGCUUUAAAAAUCUCCAGGCUAGAAGAGAUGUUAGAAGAUAUCGAAUCCACACUAUUCAAUGAUAGUACUCUCUUCUCCACUAUUUUUGACCAAUGGACAUCCAGAUUCAGUUUGAAAAAGCUUAGUAAAGGAAAACUGUUUCUCAAAAUUAUGAGAAGGUAAGAUUUAUUUUUAUUGAGAAAAGGCAUUUACUCCCUUAGGUCUAGUACCCCAAGGAUUUUAGGACACUGUGCAAUAGAGCAAAAUGAAAAUGUUGGAAGAUUAAUCAUUGACUGAAAUUAUUACAAAUAUUAUAAAUCUUCCUCUUACUUUUCAAAUCGGGAUAAGCCUGUGUUUCAAUCUAGGCUCAUACAAUUCACUAGCAGAAAGAACGACAGCUUGGUUUUGUAAAAAUUGACUAUACAUAGAGAAUUUUGUUUUCAGGUAUAGAGAACAAAUAUUGUAAUUAUGUCAGGGGACUGGAAUCAGAAGUUUUGUUUUGUUUUUUUCACAGUUGGAAAGGACUUUAGACCUAUUCUACUCCCCUCAUUUUACAUAUGAGGAAACAGGCCUGGGAAGUUUAAGUGACUUAUAAAGGUCAUGCAUAUAGGAAGCAGUAGAGAUCAGAUAAUUCAUACUAAUUCAUAUUUUUUGUUUGUUUUCAAUUAGUUAUGGAGCCAAUAGAAAUUAAUAAAUCAAUCAUCUCAAAGAAAUUUAUUAGGUUCCUACUCUACAUGAAGAACUAUACUAGCUGAUAAGUAAGCUGUAAAGUAUACAAUGUGGUACAUAUUAUGUCACAAGGUUUUUUUAAAUGAGGUAAGACAUUUAAUUUUAGUGCCUAAAAUCAUAGGGAUUAUCUAGUUCAAUCCCAGGGACUAUCUAGUGACUUCCCUGUGUAAAUGAGUAAAUUGAGAGACCAACUGACUUGUCCAAGGUUUCCCAUCUUAUCAGUGACAGAAUCAUAACUAGAAAAAGGUCUUUUGAUUAACUGAUGAGGGCUUUACUCCACUACUUCCCUUUUCUAGGCUAGAAAAUCUGUGGAUUUCACAGAAGUUUUCCAUGAGAGAAUGCAUCCACAAGGGGAAAAAAAGUAUGCAUAGCAAAGAUUUUUUUAAUCUUUAUUUUUAAUAUUCUUUCCACUUCUUUCUAUGUUUAUCUUACUUAUCUAUGUUUAAAUAAUUAAACAAUAAGUCAAACACUGGUUUGUAGCAUUUUGCCAAUUUCCAAUGUAUAAUUAUAUUUAUUAUUGUAUUUCAUACUGAAAAUUUAACAACUGGCUCUCUUGAGCUGACUUGAGUUGAUUUUAGCAUGCCCUGUAUGUAACUACAUCUAUUAUAGCAACAUCACAAAGAAAAAUCUUACAGUGAGCUAAAUACAUAUGGAGAAUACGGAGAAGUAAAAAUAAAAUGCGAUGAUUUCUGC
This is a messenger RNA of Gracilinanus agilis (Agile Gracile Mouse Opossum), 3190 nucleotides long. It is a transcript of the gene HAO1, whose product is annotated as hydroxyacid oxidase 1. Gene Ontology annotation, molecular function: FMN binding; oxidoreductase activity. NCBI's taxonomy places the organism in Eukaryota, Metazoa, Chordata, Mammalia, Didelphimorphia, Didelphidae. The transcript is spliced from 8 exons. The record is from RefSeq and is a predicted model, not a curated record. The coding region runs from base 1 to 1113 and encodes 370 amino acids.